Molecule: messenger RNA, 5755 nt
Organism: Numida meleagris (helmeted guineafowl)
Lineage: Eukaryota; Metazoa; Chordata; Aves; Galliformes; Numididae
Gene: ZDHHC20
Product: zinc finger DHHC-type containing 20
Exons: 13
Coding region: 126-1214 (362 amino acids)
Biological process (GO): synaptic vesicle maturation; peptidyl-L-cysteine S-palmitoylation; protein targeting to membrane
Cellular component (GO): endoplasmic reticulum; Golgi apparatus
Molecular function (GO): protein-cysteine S-palmitoyltransferase activity
Source: RefSeq, a predicted model, not a curated record
CCACUGCGGCCCGCCCAGGGCCUGCCCGCGCCGCCCGGGGCCGGCUCCGCAGCGGCGGCGAUUGCUGCAGCCGCCGCCCGUGCAGUGCCGGCGCCGAUGCCUCCUGCAGCGGCCGCGGGGGGAAGAUGGCGCCGUCCCACGUCCUCAAGUGCUGUCAGAAGGUGCUGGCCUGGGUGCCCGUGGCCUUCAUCGCCCUGGUCGUGGCCUGGUCCUACUACGCCUACGUGGUGGAGCUGUGUGUGUUUACUAUUUCUUCAACUGCAGAAAAAGUUGUGUACCUUGUGAUUUUCCAUCUGUCAUUUGUCAUGUUUGUGUGGUCCUAUGGGAAGACAAUUUUCACAUCUCCUGCAUCCCCCUCCAAUGAGUUCUGCUUAUCAAAAGCUGAUAAAGAACAGUAUGAAAAAGAAGAGAGACCGGAGUCCCAGCAGGAGAUUUUGAAAAGAGCUGCUAAAGACUUGCCUAUCUAUACAACAACAGCAUCAAGAGCCAUCAGAUACUGUGAUCGAUGCCAGCUCAUCAAACCUGACCGCUGCCACCACUGUUCUGCAUGUGACAUAUGCGUACUAAAAAUGGACCACCACUGUCCGUGGGUGAAUAAUUGUGUGGGAUUUUCUAACUACAAAUUCUUCCUCCUGUUUUUAAUGUAUUCCUUACUGUACUGUCUGUUUGUUGCUGCUACAGUCUUGCAGUACUUCAUAAAGUUUUGGACAAAUGAAUUGCCAGAUACCCAUGCAAAAUUCCAUGUACUCUUCCUUUUCUUUGUGGCAGCCAUGUUCUUCAUCAGCAUACUGUCACUCUUCAGCUACCACUGCUGGCUAGUUGGCAAAAACAGAUCAACAAUAGAAACAUUCCGUGCACCCACAUUUCGAAAUGGCCCAGACAAAAACGGCUUUUCUCUUGGAUGCAGCAAAAAUCUGAGGGAGGUUUUUGGAGAUGAAAAGAAGUAUUGGCUGCUCCCUAUUUUCACCAGUUUGGGCGAUGGGUGUAAUUUUCCAACUCGUUUGGUGAUUAUGGAUCCAGAGCAACUAACUGUCUCAAGCCAAAAUGAACCUGCCAAAAGCUCUGGAGCCAAUCAGCCCUUUCCUACUCGACCACUCAGUGAAUCACAAAAUCGAUUGCUAGCCAGUGACAGUCAGUGGGUAGAAAGUGGCCCUGAAGAUGAAAAUGUUAAAUCAGGUACAAAAAAGCAUAUUAUAGUUUCAUUGGAAAGCUGAUCUCAGCUUAUUACUAACCAACCAUCUCAAUGAGAAACAGGUUUCUGCAACACAUUUUGUGCUUGAAUGUUACUUAAUUUUGUUUGAAGAAGUUGAUCAGUAAAAAAUGGAACGUGAGCAUUUUAUGAAGAGACAAGAAAUUCAAGUUUCUGCACAGUCCAGUGGAUUCUUGUAAGCACUAUUGCAGAGCAGGGAAGUUCAGACAGAUGCCUUAAGAUUCUACAUGUGCAUUUAUGCAGCACUGAAUUAUAUACUGCUACCAAAGGGCCAAAUCCUGAAGUGCCCUGCUUGGAUGCACAAGGUCCAGAGUGGGAACUAUGCAUUUCUGUUAUGCUGCAGUGGCAGGGGGGUAGAUCUGCAAAGACUUCUGCCUCCCCACGGGCGAACUUCGUACCUUAGGCACUGCAGAAUUCGCUUCCAUAGCAGGUCUCAAGGGUACAGGAAGAAGAAGAAAAAAGAAUGGAGGAGGAAUCAACCUAGAGUGCGGCUGAUGAGUCUGAAGUACAGCUGUCCGCAGCUCGUACACCAGGUGGUGGGAAAGGAAGGUACUGGAUGACAUGCUCACAGGACUGAGGAUUCCUUCUGCUGACUGUGCUAUGGAACAAGGCAAUGCCAACAAAGUAAAAGCCUUUUACUUGGCAUCGUUUUUUGCUAUAAGAUUGAACACCCUCAUCCUUCUAACUUGACCAUUUAACCAUAUCAAGAACAUAGCUCAAAUAAGUGAACUCUCUUUUAGUUGAUGAAAACAUGGUUGAUUGCUUUUCAACAAUUUCCUAUCAGCAUAUGAGGAGAAACCAAUCGAAAAAGGAAUUAACAAACUGUUACAUUUUUCUGUUAAUGUUUGCAGUGUUCUGUAUGAGGCAGUAACAAAAUGGCAAUGUACCCCUGAGAAAAAUCUUAGUGCAGUCACGUGUCAUUAGAAAAUGGAUCUGGAAGAGUACUGCGUUUUAUAUGGGACUCUUGAUGGUUUAUAAAUACUGUUUUAUACUUUUGUUUUAUCUUUUUAAUAAAAACACAAGUUUUUAUUGGUUCUAAAGUACCAUUUAAACAAACUUCGAGUACUUAUGAGAAAGUUAGUGUUGGAUCAUGCACUUUUGUUAACACACCAAAACUCUGUAUGCUGUCUGCUUUGUCUGCCACUUUCAAGUCGAUUUUAAGUGAUGCUGAACUGCUAAAGAUGAGUGCUUUGUGCAGUGAUGUACCAUGUUCACAAAAGGCAAAACAUGUUUCCUGUGUUGAGGAAUAAAGUCCAACUAAGCUCAAGACCUACAGCAAACAUCAUGGUUUUUCUUUUCCCCCUACUCCUCUCUAGAGAAGACUGUUAAUUCAUCUUUGGGUGUUCCUGGCAUUUUGCGCCUGACAAAAAUGAAAAAUACUGUUCUGUGGUCUGAAGCUUUUCUGGUUUUCAGCUGAUGCUGAUUACAAAUAGUCAUAAGCCUCUUUGAUAGAAUCUGAAGGUGGUAGCUAUGUUGAUGAUCUGAACAAAAGGAACUUGUUUGGUUUCUCUGCCAGACUGAUCACUACUUGUCCCCAUCGUUAAGGUAUUGGAGUUACUUGGAUAUCAAAUAUACUCUAAGGUUUAAAACAAAUAUUUUCUUUGUCUUCGAUGUUUAGGAAAAUGUAUUCUUUCCAGUCUUCUAGAACAGGAACACUUCAGUGACCUAUGAGCAUAUUAUAGUCACUGUCAGAUACUGUUGAGACAGACCUAAAGGUACAAAUCUGCAUGUGGUGUAGAAGUUGCAAAAUGUUCUUCAAAAUUUGUAUGACAAAUUUUGUAUUUGCCAGUUUUCAAAGAAAAAACAUUUGCUAUGCAUUAAUCUGAAAGGUUUAGCUUUUUCUUCUCAAAUGUCAAGUGAAAUGCACUCAUCUAAAUAUAAGCUUUCAGGAAUACUGACACGUUGAACUUAGAAGAGAAUGCAUCAGCAAAAAUUCCUUGGGGAAGAGGAUGGAGACGCAAGACUGAGCUCAGUGUUCUCAUUUUAAAUACCAAAAUGUGCAGCCCAGAGCACUGGGAGAAUUGUAACGGAGGACCCUGGAUAUCAUCUUUCUUUUACUGGAUCACUGUAAUACAGAGGAGGUAACAAACGCAUCUACAGUUGUCUAGCAGAAGUAGAAAGAAUACUGCUCUCUAAUAGGGUAAAUCUCAAAGGGACAACUUCUGUCCUCUUUCCCCUCAAUUCCUCCAGGAGCUUAGUUUACACCUGUGUGAGUGGUGUGUACUGUAGGCUAACAUCAAUAUAACUUGUUUGAUUGCUUAAGUCAAGAUAGUUAAUCUAUAGGAAAAAAAAUGCAAGUAAACUGACUGGGCUGAAUCCAUGUGUGUUUUUUAGCGACGUGGUGUGUGUUUUGGUGGCCUUUCUUCAAGAGCUGAUGUUUCUGACAUCUUUAUGCAGAUCUACAAUACAUUUGGUCCCAGAUUUUUCUCAUGUUUCAGACAACAAAGUAGGAGAGCGGUGUGCUUGCAGUGUUUUGGAGGCCAGAGCUACUGGUGGUGCAAAAGCAGACAUUGCUGAAAAGUCACUUUAACAAAUAUGAAUUGUGGUAAAAUGGCUGAAAUGUGAUUCUUCCAAAUUGACCCUCCUUUUUUUUCAGAGAACUGAUUGCUAAGGGAAACGCUAGGCUGACAGAAAGGAAUUAAGUUCUCUGAAGGAAUUGUAUUGGUCAGCUGUUGAAGUGGUCCUGCAGUGAGUGAGAUGGCGGGUGCUGGGAUUUCCUUGCACGCCCUGGCCAGGGAGGAGGUGUUGUGUCUAAGGCAGGACGACGGCUUCUAGCGUUUCUUUGAGAGUUCUGAUCUGACAGCUCCCUAGCCGUAAGCAAGGGCACCCUGUGGUGUAUCAAAGCAGAGUGGGAUGGUUUCUGGCUUGCUCCCUCUUUUUGCCUAAACGCAACCUUGGUGAGGACAAAAAGCUGUUUGACUGUUGAGCUGCAAGCAGACUGCGCAUCGCUGCUAGCAGGGCUCUGUAGGAGCGCGCCAGGAUGUCCCUUCAGCCCACACCCACGCACUGAGCUGCUGCACGCCGCCAGCAAGAGGUGCAGACCUGCCUGGUCAGGAGGCAAGAAGGGAAGAUGGACAGGGUGCCGGGUCAUGAGGUACAUGCUGUUUCUGUGCUUUAAGCUGCUGUGUGUCAGCAAGUCUUGAAAAUACUUACGUUUGUCCCUAAAAAUAACAGUGCUUAAGCUUUUAAAUCCCUCAAAAUAACUGCUAGCCGUGAGUAGCAUUGUAGUGACGGUAGCACAGUUGACAUUGGCUGCAAUCAGAAGCUAUGCUUUAGUAUUUCUUAAAGCUUUAUUUUCUUGUAUAAAAACCCACUCAACAGUCACAGACGCAAAAUGACUUAAACUCUCAGUGUGAGGCCAGAAUCUUGACGCAGGAUGAGAUUCCAGUGUUUUCUCCUCGAAGAUUCCGAAAUGUCCUAAGUUGAUAAAGCUCUCCCCAUAAAGAUGAAGCAGGCAGAUGCAUAAAUAGAAAGGAAUAGUUUAAACUAUUCUAGAAACCUCGGCUAAUAUUUUUUCCUGAAUAUUGGUUUGUUUACAGACUGUAAAGAUGCACAUAAGUGCUGUUCUUACCAAAUGCGUAUUGCUGGCAGAGGGCAGGCCUGUGUAUUGGUUUCUGUAAUAACUGACGAGUUGGAUGCAUCCUAACCCCUUGACUGGAAACUUCCACUUCAAAUAUUCAGGGGUUUAUAUCAGAGGAAGCUCUGGCACUUUUGGUCAUUGAAUCAGAAAUCAUAGUAACAUCUUUGUUAAACCUACGCUUUGAACAUGGAACGUACGGGUACCAAGCUGCUUUUGGCAUACUAUCUAGAAACUGGGCAUCCAGAGCGUUAAAUGCCACCAUUUCUCAGGUACUGUUUCUUCCCUCAUUUGAUCUUGCGUGGCUUUUCUGUCUUGUAAAUAAUCUUCUGGGGUUUUGGAAGUUUUCAUUAAGUUCAAUGCCAUUCGAAUAUUCACGCACAGUUCUUCAUUCAUUAUAGUUUGAAGUUUGACCACUUGUAGCUCACCAGAGCCCCAAAGGAGGAAAAAAAAACUGUAGCAGGAUUAGCGUCUGUGGCAGAUGUACCAAGAGAUGCAUCAACUCUUGACGCAAAUAAGAAAGAUCUGCCUAGAUCUGGAGCACUGAUUGAUGAAGUUUAUUUAAAAUUAAAAAAAAUAAUAAUAACAUUUUGAGCAUCAUAGUUUACGUUCUGUAGGGAGACUGGCUAAAAUAGGAUUCGGGUAUGCAUUUAAAGAGGCUCCAAAUAGCUAUUCUAACAGUAAGUGCAGAUCAAGAACACAUUUUUCAUACUACUUAAAAAAAAAACAAAAAAAACAGCUGGUAUCUAACAUAAGAGGAUCUAUCUCUAAAUGGCACCAAAGAGAGCAACUGCAUAUAAAGUCAUUUGUUGCAAUACUGAACGCAUAUACUAUGUUCAUUUCUAUCAAUUUAUUUUGUAUAUAUAGACAGCUUUUUAUACGUAUUUUUCUUACUUACAUAACUCAUGAAAUGUAAUGAAAUGAAGUUGUAAUUAGUGCUAAUUCUGAUUAAAACUGGUGUUUCGCCA